AUGUCUGCUGCAUCAGACCUGUCCUCCGAACUCGACAUCCAGCACACACCCUCCGCACAGUCGCAUAUCCAGAGUCUGCUCUACGCCGGCUGCCAUUCGCCCAGCUCGCGCCAAAGCCCAUCGGCCAACGCUCGACAGAACACACUUGACGGGAACGCGGCCCUCGACACAGCCCCCGACGAACUGCUCUCCACCCAUCAUGGCCAGAUGCCCAGCAGCUUCGCAACCUUGUUGGCCCUCCACAACGCGCUCGAGAAGGCCCUGCUCCUCCAUCUCGCAACACAGGGCGCGAAUGCUGCAAUGACCGUCGUCAAUCCCACCCAGCCGGCCGGUCCCCCUCCAACAACCGCCCCACGGUCUCCCUCCCGACCCGACGAACGGAUGAAAACGCCCGAGCCAGACCCACGCCGCUCCCGGAGAGCGACGACCCCUGAGCAAGAGGAAGAAGACAUGGUCAAGACGUUCAGGCUCGAAAGCUUGGUCUCCUGGCCGGUCAUCAAGCCGAUCGUCGAGCGCGGAUCGGGGAAACACUUCGGCGAGCGAGAACUCGCUCAGCUUCUAUGGCUCUGGCAAAACGACCCCGAUGACCAGCCUGAUAACGAGCGGGAAGACAGACAGACCCGGAAGAGGAAGCCGAGCGCCACCCCGGAUCUCGACGAGCAGCCCCUGGAGCGUAGUAGUAGUCGGAGUACCCACCCGGACCAGCUGGGAGAAGCCAAAGAGCAGGUAGGCAUGGGCUUCAUCAUCUCGCGUGUGCGCUCGCUAGACCCAUCGGGGGGCAUGGAGCAGAAGCGGCUACGGUACACGUACGGGCUGGGGCUGGAGAUCAAGGCGCGGGAGAACCGGCCGAUGCCGAGCUACUCGCUGCAGUCGCCAGGCAAGACCAACGAGUUCCUCGAGUCGCCCUCGGCGGCGGAGAGCCGGCCCCGGAAGAGCCCGAGCAGGAUCAAGGCCAAAGACGUGAUGAAUCUGGUGGCCUUGUGGAGCAGCAAGUCGGUCGAUCGCAGGGCGGAGGUCGCCCGAAGGCUGCGCGCCUAUUGGCUCGCCCGCUCCACCACCGCCGAUCACAACCCUCGAGCUACUCACACUCCCUCCGCCCUCCAACGGAUCUCCGUCCCCCUAGGAGUCCUCCCCAAGCUCGACCAGGCCACCCAGACCCACCCCACCCAUCCCUUCACCCGCCCCGCCUCAGCCUCAACAUCCCCUCAUCCCCGCUCCGACCUCAAACGCCAUCGACUCGACCUCACUCAAAACUCCCAUUCCCCUAAACGCCCCAAAGCCCACGCCCACUCUCGCCGCCUCCCCUCCUCAUCUACCCCCAUAGACAGCCUCAACGCUGCUGCUGCUCCUCCCUCUUCGCUCUCCCAACCUGGCUCUGGCUCGGUCCAACACAGGGCUUUGAGCUUGCUCGAACGCAUUAAAGCUAAAGAAGACAAACAGGCAGCGCUCAUCCACCAGCAAUCCAUGGCCAAAUAA
This is a messenger RNA of Puccinia triticina, 1476 nucleotides long. RefSeq lists its product as uncharacterized. The transcript has 2 exons. Bases 1 to 1476 code for a protein of 491 amino acids. The record is from RefSeq and is a predicted model, not a curated record. Lineage: Eukaryota; Fungi; Basidiomycota; Pucciniomycetes; Pucciniales; Pucciniaceae.